AUGUCCAAUAUCGUGAACCCCCGCAAAAAAAGCUUAGUUGAGGAGCCAAACCAAAAAAUUAUCAUCGGCGUGGCAGGAGGAUCAGCUGCAGAUGAUAUCCGCCUGUGCCGAAGACUCAAGAGGGAUACUGCUGAGCGAGGGCGAAGUGUUAUCAGUGUACUGGAACAGUACAACAAAUUUGUGAAAAAGGCUUUCCGCGAUUUUAUCCUACCAACAGCGGUCUACGCAGACAUCAUCAUCCCUGGAUUCAGAAACAAUCGUGUUUCUGUUGACUUCAUAGUUCAAAACAUCAAGAAUAUGGCCAAACGCAUUACCUUCAAGGAAAGAGCUGUCAAGACAAAAACCUUUAUCUUCGGAGAAAGCGAAAUUUAUGACCUUGAGUGCAAUAACACCUCCAGUGAAUCACAUAUCAUGGUUUCCGUAGAACAAGAGUCCUUCCUCGUUUUUCCCACCUCUAACGAGCACAAAAAAGAACUUGAGUUCUUCCUCACCUCUCUUCUUUCUGAAAUCUUCUCAGUUGAGUACUUCUUCGAAGUCUAUCAAAACCAGUUCAUCAAGGUCCUCAAAGCUCUGUUGCGCCAGCUCAUUUCACUCAAGAACUUCGAUGCAAAGAAGAUGGAGGUCUUCUCUGUAUACGACCUCUACCGGGGUUUGGAGUCGGACCACCAGAAGUACCCUAUUAAGCUAGUGUUCUUCCCUGUGGCUGAGGUGGAAUAUGCUCGUAUUUUCUUGGAGCAGGUGCAUCACUACCUUAAAAGCCAUCCUGGCACGACCAUCAUCAUCCUCAACGCUUUCUGCGAGAUGAGUGUGCCUAACCUCAUUUACAGGCUGAAGCUGAGCAACGUCAUCAUGGUCAACCUCUUUGUCAUCGCCAACGAUAAGCGAUUCAGAGAAAUCAUGACCAACAACAUCGCAGCCAAUACUGAAAGUUUCGAAUGGUUUGUCCAUAACCACGAAAUUGCCAAUGCUGGAGUCGAGAGCAUCGCCAAGGAGUUCAACAUAUCCAGGCUCCAAAAAAACGAAUGA
Messenger RNA from Nymphaea colorata (pocket water lily), 1026 nucleotides. RefSeq lists its product as uncharacterized. Gene Ontology annotation, molecular function: kinase activity; ATP binding. Bases 1 to 1026 code for a protein of 341 amino acids. Lineage: Eukaryota; Viridiplantae; Streptophyta; Magnoliopsida; Nymphaeales; Nymphaeaceae. Gene Ontology annotation, cellular component: cytoplasm. The record is from RefSeq and is a predicted model, not a curated record. The transcript is spliced from 2 exons.